AUAAUCUGCCAUCAGUUGAAAAGCAGAAAAGAGUUUCGCGCAUUUCCACUAUCGGAACAUUAACAGCGUGACAUCAAACGGAAAUAAACAACACAAAUUGAGGAGCGUUAACAGCAACCACUUGUUUGAGUUAGCGUGAAGGCACCAUUGUGCUCAUAGCGCAAAUUAAUAUCUUGUUUGUAGUUAAGCAACAAUGUCUUCCGUUGACUCUUUUCGGCAGUUUGUUAACGAGCGACUUACUGCUGCUGCGGAAGAAAUAUGCGGUGUUUUUGAAAAAACUGUCAUCCAGUACCAGGAAGAGAUCGACCGUCAGCGCAGACUGUUGGAUAUCGUUUGGAAACCUGACAUAAAGUUACACCGGAUAGCGCUCCCACAGCAACGUGUCUGUGAGGAGGAGGAGGAAGUUCCUGCUGACCAGCAGCUCUGUAUUCAGGAGAGGAACUCCAGUCUGAAACAAGAGGACUCAGAGCUUCCACAGGUUAAAGAGGACCCAGAGCCUCCACAAGUUAAAGAGGAACCGGAGGACCUCCGCACCAGUCAGGAGGGAGAGCAGCUUGUAGUGAAGCAGGAGACUCCUACUUAUGAGGAAAGUGACCUCAGUGGAGAUCAGAAUAUUUACGUGAAACCUGAUGACACUUUAAGUUCAGUGGAGACAGAGUCUGUAUUCACCAUACCAGUUAUAAGCUCUGUGCUACAUGAUGCAACCAGUGACCACCAGCUCCUCUCUGAUGUUCAAGCAGAGCCAAAACAACAGAACAGACCCCAUGAAACCAGAAUUCAUAUUAACAAUGUAACCAGCCUUUACGUGGACCAAGAGGACCCAGAGCCUCCACAGAUUAAAGAACAGAAGGAACUCUGCACCAGUCAGCAGGGAGAGCAGCUUGUAGUGAAUCAGGACACUCCUUCUUAUGGGGAAAAUCACCAGAGUGAAGUUCAGACUAUGUACUUAAAUCUUGAUGACACUUCAAUUGCAGCAGAGACAAAGUCUGCAGUCAUCAUACCAGUUAUAAACUCUGUGCUAUCUGAUGCAACCAGUGACCACCAGCUCCUCUGUGAUGAUCGCUGCAGGCUUGGAGACUCAGAAUCAAUUAGAAAGGCAGAGCCAAAACAACACAAUGCAACCAGAAGUCACAUUAACAAUGUAAGCAGCCCUAACCUGUUAGAGAAUAACUGUAAUACUGAUAAUUAUAGAUUGACGCUCCAUAUGCGAUCCCACACAGGCGAGGAGCCGUGCAUUUGCAAUACUUGCGGCACAACAUUUGCUGACCGUUCAUCAUGGAAAACGCAUAUGAGAAUCCAUACAGGUGAAAAGCAAUUUCUAUGUAAAAUUUGUGGGAUAGCUUUCAGAUACAAUAGUAUUUUGUCAACCCACAUGAGAACCCACACAGGUGAGAAGCCGUACGUUUGCAAUACUUGCGAGAAAAGAUUUUCUGACAGUUCAUCAUGGAAUAGGCACAUGAGAAUCCACACAGGUGAGAAGCCGUUUACUUGUAAAAUUUGUGGGAAAGCUUUCACACAGAGUAGUAAUUUGACAACCCACAUGAACAGCCACACAGUUGAGAGGCCAUAUUCUUGCAAGACUUGCGGGAAAAGAUUUGCUGGCCAGACAGCAUGUAAAAUACAUAUGAGAACCCACACAGGUGAGAAGCCAUAUUCUUGUAAAACAUGUGGAAGAGAUUUCCCGCAUAAUAGUACCUUAGUGAUCCACAUGAGAACCCACACAGGUGAGAAGCCAUUUACAUGUAAAAUUUGUGGGUCUGUUUUCAGCCAGAGUGGUAAUUUGACAACCCACAUGAGAAUCCACACAGGUGAGAAGCCGUAUGCUUGCAAUACUUGCGAGAAAAGAUUUAGUGACAGUUCAGAAUUUAGAAGGCAUUUGAGAAGCCACACAGAUGAGAAGCCGUACGCUUGCAGUACUUGCGAGAAAAGAUUUGCUGACAGUUCAUCAAUUAGUAAGCACAUGAGAAUCCACACAGGUGAGAAGCCUUACGCUUGCAAUACUUGUGAGAAAAGUUUUGUUGACAGUUCAUCAUUAAAAAAGCAUACAAGAACCCACACAGGUGAGAAGCCUUACGCUUGCAAUACUUGUGAGAAAAGUUUUGUUGACAGUUCAUCAUUAAAAAAGCAUACAAGAACCCACACAGGUGAGAAGCCGUAUGCUUGCAAUAUUUGCGAGAAAAGAUUUGCUGACAAUUCAGCAUGUAAAGUGCAUGAGAGAAUCCACACAGGUGAGAAACCGUUUACUUCGUCACAGUGAUUUCAGACAUAACAAUAAAUUGAUAAUUCGCAUGAGAACCCACACAGGUGAGAAGCCUUUUACUUCGU
This is a messenger RNA of Centropristis striata (black sea bass), 2325 nucleotides long. Its product is annotated as zinc finger protein ZFP2-like. The coding region runs from base 194 to 2257 and encodes 687 amino acids. Gene Ontology annotation, biological process: regulation of cytokine production; regulation of immune system process; negative regulation of transcription by RNA polymerase II. The record is from RefSeq and is a predicted model, not a curated record. Lineage: Eukaryota; Metazoa; Chordata; Actinopteri; Perciformes; Serranidae. The transcript has 2 exons.